This is a messenger RNA of Manis pentadactyla (Chinese pangolin), 5767 nucleotides long. It is a transcript of the gene WDR72, whose product is annotated as WD repeat domain 72. Gene Ontology annotation, biological process: protein localization to plasma membrane. Bases 133 to 3429 code for a protein of 1098 amino acids. The record is from RefSeq and is a predicted model, not a curated record. Lineage: Eukaryota; Metazoa; Chordata; Mammalia; Pholidota; Manidae. Gene Ontology annotation, molecular function: protein binding. The transcript has 20 exons. Gene Ontology annotation, cellular component: cytoplasm.
CUCCGCCUCACCCAGCCUUGGCUGAGCUCCGGCCCUCUCGUCCCAGGCGGUGGGUCUCUGACUGCUGCGGGCUUCUGCCUCCGCUUGGCCUCCCGCCCUAAGAGCACUUGCUGGCUGGGAUUCUCUCUCAACAUGAGGUCCUCUCUGCAGGCAGUGGCACUCUGGGGAAAGAGGGCUCCUCCUCACACCAUCACUGCCAUCAUGGUCACGGAUGACCAGCAAACAAUUGUGACUGGAAGUCAAGAGGGUCAGCUGUGUCUCUGGAGUCUCUCACCUGAACUAAAGAUUUCGGCCAAGGAACUUCUAUUUGGUCAUUCAGCUUCAGUAACCUGUUUGGCAAGAGCGAGGGAUUUCUCUAAACAGCCCUAUGUCGUUAGCGCUGCUGAAAAUGGGGAGAUGUGUGUUUGGAAUGUCACCAACGGACAGUGCGUGGAGAAGGCCACACUUCCUUACAGGCACACUUCAAUCUGUUAUUACCACUGCUCAUUCCGGAUGACAGGAGAAGGUUGGCUUCUGUGCUGUGGAGAAUAUCAAGAUGUUCUUAUAAUUGAUGCCAAAUGUUUGGCUGUCAUUCACACUUUUAUAUCAUCGCAGUCUCCUGAUUGGAUCAACUGCAUGUGCAUUGUUCAUUCCAUGAGAAUUCAAGAAGAUUCUCUCUUGGUGGUUUCAGUAGCUGGUGAGCUCAAAGUAUGGGACCUCUCUUCAUCUGUCAACAGCAUUCAGGAAAAGCAGGAUGUCUAUGAAAAGGAAUCCAAAUUUCUUGACUGUCUGAACUGCCGGACAAUACGAUUUUGUACAUAUACAGAGAGACUUCUUUUGCUGGUAUUUUCUAAAUGUUGGAAGAUUUAUGAUUAUUGUGAUUUUUCCCUUCUGUGGACUGAAGUCAGUAGAAGUGGGCAGUUCUUUGCUGGUGGAGAGGUGCUUGCUGCUCACAGAAUCAUUAUCUGGACAGAAGAUGGUCACAGUUAUAUCUAUCAGCUGCUGAACAGUGGGCUUUCAAAAAGCAUAUGUCCUGCUGAUGGAAGAGUGCUUAAACAGACUAUGUAUCCUCACUUACUGUGCUCUACUUCUGCGCAGGAAAAUAAGAACCUUCCCUUUGUUAUGGGCUACAUGAAUGAAAGGAAAGAGCCUUUUUAUAAGAUACUUUUCUCUGGAGAAGUCUCAGGAAGAAUUACUUUGUGGCACAUCCCUGAUGUUCCUGUAUCCAAGUUUGAUGGUUCUCCCAGAGAGAUAACAAUAACUACCACCUGGACCCUUCAAGAUAAUUUUGAUAAACAUCAUACCAUGUCACAAAGUAUUAUUGACCACUUGUAUGGGUCUGAAGAUGGGGCUGGAGCUGCAGUCGUCACUUCAUCAGAGUAUGUUCCGAGUCUCGAUAAACUGAUAUGUGGCUAUGAAGACGGGACAAUUUUCAUUACACAGGCUUUGAAUGCUGCCAAAGCAGGACUUCUAGAAGGAGGUUCUUUAUUAAAAGAUUCCCUUCCUCAUAAAGUUCUCAAAGGCCAUCAUCAAAGUGUUACUUCAUUACUUUACCCACAUGGUUGCUCUUCAAAAUCAGACCAAAGUUGGCUGGUGUCUGGGGACCAGGACUCAUGUGUCAUCUUGUGGGAUAUCUUUACUGAAGAAAUUUUGCAUAAGUUCUUUUUGGAAGCUGGUCCAGUAACAAGUCUUUUGAUAUCACCAGAGAACUUCAGACUGAGAAGUGACCAGGUAAUCUGCUGCGUGUGCAGUGACCAUUCUGUGGCUCUCCUUCAUCUCGAGGGGAAGAGGUGCCUCCUGCGUGCCCGGAAGCACCUUUUCCCUGUGAGGAUGAUAAAGUGGCACCCGGUUGAGAAUUUUUUAAUUGUCGGAUGUUCAGAUGAUUCUAUUUACAUCUGGGAAAUUGAAACAGGCACUUUGGAAAGACAUGAAACGGGGGAAAGAGCAAGAAUUAUCCUUAAUUGUUGUGAUGACUCACAGCUUCUUCCAUUUGCCUCAGAGACACAUAAGCACAAAAGUGUAGAACAGAGAUCCUCCAGCUCCUACCAGGUUGGACCAGUACCUGGUCCUGGUCUGCAGGUGGAGUCUUCAUGUAAGGUCGCUGAUGCCAAGUCUUUCUCAGGACCUUUCAAUGUCCUGCCUGUGAAGACAAAGUGGAGUAACAUUGGCUUUCACAUCCUCUUAUUUGAUCUGGAAAACCUCGUUGAACUUUUACUGCCACCUCCGGGCUGCGACGCCGACCCUUCCACUUCGUUCCCCGGCAGUGAGAUCCUGAGAAGAGCCAAAAGCACAGCUGAGAAGAAAUCACUGACGCUGAAAAGAAAUAAAACCGCCUGUGGUCCUCUCUCAGCAGAGGCACAAGCCAAACCUGCUAGCGAAAGCCCAGCCCGAGGAGACAACACUCUCAAGUUCGUGGAAGAAAGCGAUGGCAUUAAAAGGCAGAAGAAGAUAAAGAGCUCCAAAAAGGUGCACCCUAAGCCAUCAAGAAAAGUGGAUGCCAACCUCACCAUAGACACAGCUAAAUUACUCCUAUCUUGCCUUUUGCCAUGGGGAGUGGAUAAAGAAUUAGAUAAUCUUUGCAUUAAGCAUCUCAAUAUUUUAAAGCUUCAGGGUCCUGUUUCUUUAGGACUUGCUUCAAAUGAAGAUCACUUUUCGUUGAUGCUGCCAGGUUGGGAUUUGUACAGUGCUGAAGUGAAAACAGACAAUUCAAAAGUAAAUUUAUUUUCCAGGAAAGUUUUGGACUUGUCAAAUAAAUAUACAUCCGCUCUUCCAAAUCAGGCUGGGAUGCCAAAGGGACUGGAAAAUAAUUGCAACUCUUUGCAAGAGUCAGACACUAUAGUGUAUUUAUUGAACAGGCUGUUUUUAGUUACUAAGCUAGUUAACAUGCCUUUAGAAUUGUCAUGGGGAAUUGACAGUAGUGCUUUCAAAAUGGAAUCUAUACAUAACAAGGUGAAAACUCCUGGGAAUGAUAUUUUGAAUAUUUCAAGCUUCUACAGUUACUUACGAAAUGGUAAGAAUGAAUCCCACAUACCUGAAGCUGACAUCUCACUUUGGAAGCUGAUUUCUUGUUGGAGAGACCAGUCUGUGCAGGUAACUGAAGCAAUACAAGCUGUUCUCUUGGCUGAAGUUCAACAGCACAUGAAAACCUUGAGAAAGACAUCACCAGUCAACAGUCAACCAGUAUUCGUGACAGAGAAUAGUCACUGUGAGAUGGUGCAAAUCCUGCCAAAGGUGGAAUGGGCCCAGGAGCUAGAGUUACAUUGUAUUACAGACACCGUGCCUGUGCAAGCUCCAGACAGUCCAGUCAAGCAUGACAGCGACUCAAACUCGGCAAACUUCCAAGACACCGAGGACAUGCCUGACAGAUGUGUCUUGGAAGAGUCUGAGAGUCCAGGUCAGCCAAGGCAUCAUUCGUGGAUAGCAAAGGUGUGUUCCUGCAAGCUGUGCUAAAUGGAAUCCCAUCUAUAGGAAAUGGAUUUGGACAAGUUAAGAAACCUAAGACAUGCCAUUUGUUUAUCACUAUAUAUAAGCUAUGUUGUUAUUGGUCAGGUUAUCAGGUUGUAGUAGAUUUGCAAUACUUCAGUCAAAGUGUAUUGAAAGUGUAAUUACUGGUUGCAGAUCUGCAAAUUCAUCUAAUUUUAGAAAACCAUUGCCUCAAUCAUUCUAUAUUCCUGCUUCUUACUUUUCUUUUAACAUUUCAAACGAGGAUAUAUGGUUGGAUAUACAAUUUUAACACCCACAGAUACACUUUGAACACUGUUUUAGAUUUCCUUCUAUCUUUUCUGUUCCUGAGUUAUAUAAUAAGCAACAUUAAAACCACAUUGCUUUUCAACAAUAUAACACACAAUGCAUUUAAAUUUAAUGCUGCUUCAAUGUAUUUAAUCUAAAACUUCACUGAAUUUGUUUGAUUUGUUAGGUUAGGACAUUUUGUUUUAGUAGAUGCUUUACUUCAGAUCAAUCACCCUGCAGUAAAUCUCAUCCCUAAGCAUGAAACGUUGUCAACAAAUAGGCAGUUCCAUUUAGUCAUCAGUUAGACCAAAUAAGUGAUACACGGUAUAAUAGGGACCAAUCUUCUGCAGGCAAGUUAAUCUAGACUUCUAAUGACAUAGGCUAAUGUCUUUAACUAAAGGUUGAUCUUGUUGGCCAUAUAGAUGUGAACUAGGGAAGGGGAAUCUACGUAUAGUGCGUCACAAUUGAUCCUUAUCAAGUAUAAACUCUUGUAGUUCUUUUCCCAGAAAGAAUCUUGACUAGCAGGAAUUCUAAAAUAUGCAAAGCAAUAUAAAUAAGAACAGACAUAAAGUGCUCAUCUGUUACUGCUCUUAAAUGAUCUGAUUUAUUUACUGUGAUUUAUAUUGUGUAAUUCCUGGAUUUAUAGAAAAUAAUAAAAAAGAUUAUUAGCAUAUGAAUACAAAUAUUGCCUAAUCUGUAGAAAAAUAGAAAUAGCAUGUUAAAUAUGUAUCUAUAUCUAUGUCUCUAAUAAGGGAGUUCCAGUCACUUCAAUUCAAUAGACAUUUUGGGGGGCACCAGCAUCAGGUCCUGUGCUGUGAUGUAGUGGGCAAAGGAGAGGGGGAGAAGAGAAUGAUAUAAUUCAAAGAGCAUGAUCCCUACCAUAAAGGAGCUUUUAAUUAAUGAUUGACAUGAAUGAAUAUACCACAACAUAUACAUCAAAUGAGUGUGACUCCUUUAAAGUAGACAAAAUUGUGUGUUUUCUUUUUUUCCCCUAAAAUAUAAUACCAUUGCUUGAAAUUACUUUUGAGUUAUACUUCACAAACAGCAACAUACUGUCAAUAUGAAAAACCAGGGAAAAUGGCCAUCCCUUGAAAAUUGACAUAUAUACUUUCCUUUCUUUUGGAAAUAGUCACCAGCUUCUUGCAAUCUAUUUCCCAAGGUGCAAGCUAGGCUGUAGAUCACAUUAUAAUCAUGCUAUGUAUUGGCUCUGAAGGCCAUCACAAGAAGGAUUCCCAAAGACAUUUUUAGUGAUAGCAAUAUCAAAUUAGUAUGUGUCCUCUCAAAAGGGCAAUUUUAGUAGUUCAAAUUUACUUGGAUGCUCAAGUUCUGGUAUUUUAUUGAGAAUAAACUUCUUUGUUUUUAUAGCUAUGUCCUAUUAUUCCCUUUCAAAGAAGAAUAAAAAGUUUAAGCAGUUGCUAUACUUAGCACUUUUUUGGGUCUACGGAAACCAAUAUUGAAUCCUUGAUAAAUAUUUUAUGAUGUCACUAGCUAUAUGAAAUUAGAACUGGCAUAACCCUGACAUUACUAAGUUAGAUUUUUAAGACUGCUUUGGCUUUGCAUUUUACAAUUACUAAAAUUCAUAUUAAAUAAUAUAAUAAUAAAUGAUUCACAUGAAAUGACUAAUUAAAAUCUUUUAUCAGUGUGAAUUCUGGAGGCCAACACUAUUAACUACCAAAACUUUUUAAUUCCUAGAAAAGGAGAGUUUCAGAGGGAGACAUUAAAUAUGUUUCCUAAUACCCAUGUGCAAGUUCAUGACACAAAUCCACUCAUCUAUUUAAAAAUGAUUUCUUUAUAUGACUUAUGUUCAAUAUGUUUCAGUAAUUUCUGUUGUAAGGGAACUGGAAAUGGCAAGUUGCCACACAAUUAAUUGAAUCAACCCUGUGGUUACCCUAACCACUUGAUACUACAGCUAGAAACUCAAAACUGCCUCUUGAUUAGGUGUUUGUCUUUUUGUUGACCUAGACUUAGGUUACAAGAGGAGUGAUUUUACUAGCAAAUGACUGUGUUUGUAUCCAGAGACUUCCUUGUCAUUGUAAUAAAUAAUUCAUUUAAAAAAUUA